This is a messenger RNA of Strongylus vulgaris, 1733 nucleotides long. The record is from the annotation of a GenBank genome assembly. NCBI's taxonomy places the organism in Eukaryota, Metazoa, Nematoda, Chromadorea, Rhabditida, Strongylidae.
AAAGUCACAUUUUAGCGCUUGAGUUGGACUCCUUUGAUGGGCGACGAGAUCCCGAGAGGUGCAAUGCUCUUGUAAAUAAGCUCAGAAUUUCUCAGGAUAGGGUUCUUCAUAUCAUAGGUGAAAUGUUAACUAUUGUUUAUCCACGUGAAUCGGACCGAGCUUGCCGAGAUUUUCGCGUUAAGUUCCCAGAUGAAAUUAUACAUGAUAGCCUUCCUGGACAGCUAUGGUUUGGAGCCGAGUGUCUUGCUGCUGGAUCGAGCAUAAUCGACCACGAAUCCGAAUCCGAUGCCAUCCGGCCGCUUGCUAAAGAACUCACUCGUCAUCUCGAUUCGCUGCGUGAUCUGCUUAAGGACCAAUCCCUUCGUGAUCCACUUAUAUAUACAGAUGCAAUAAAGGAAAGCCUCUUGAAAUUCGAUCACUUAUUUGCCGCUUUUGAAUUUCAAUAUGUGUCAGCCAUGGUUCCGGUGAAAUCAGUUAAAGAACAUGAUGCGCAGUUAGACGUUGCCGUCCUCUUUUCGGAUGUUCUAGAGCGUGCAUUGAAACAAAAACUUAUCACCCAAGAACAGAUAGACUCGUUCGAUCCUAUUGUUAUGAUUUGUAUUCCGAGACUUGCCAUCGUUUGGGGGCUUAUAUACUAUCCUGAAGGGGCCCUGAAUGUCGACGGUCCACAAGAGAACAUCUCCGAGAUGUUCCGUCCAUAUUACUCACUCUUGAGCAAAAUCCGCAACCUUCUCCUAGCUCUUACACCUAACGAACUUCUCAAAGUCGAGAAGAUUUUAUGCACUGGAGAAACUCAAGUAACAGACGACAAGGACGCUUUGACAAUGGCUGCUUUCCGCAGCAAUCACGAUUCUCAUGAGCCUCGCACACGCAAACCUCUGGCAAAUCUACAACUCAAACGCUGCCAAAAUGGCGACAACAAUUAUGAGUCCGGAACUAUGGCAGACAAAACGAUCGAAAAAGCUGAUGGUGAUUGUGCAGCAGAGAAGCUAGAAAUUGAUGAAGACUACGAAAGUGGUACACAAGAUGAGGUAGAUGCUGAACCUCUAUGUAGCUCGGAAGAGGAUGAUACCCAAGGGCCAGAGUACAGUUUAGAUGAUACGUGUAUGUCGCCAAACGCGUUUGAGUUGCGCUCAAAAUUCCAGUCUGCUGAUGAUCUCAUCCACAGACUGUUUGUAUGCAUUUCGGGAGUCGCUGAUCAGCUCCAGACAAAUUAUUCCAGUGAAGUACGCAAAGUAUUAAAACUUAUUCUUCAGCCAACUGAAGUUAUUCCCGUUUACGAAGUAGAUUUUUUUUACUUGCCGCGACUGCAAGAAAAAUUUUGCGACUUAUCAUUUGGGAACUCGGUAUUUAAAAUGUCGUUUGAGGUAAAUGGUCAAACUGCCGCAAACGCCGAAAAUGAAGAGGAAACCGGGGUCGAAGUGCAGGAAACUCUCCCUCUGCCUUCCUUCGUUGGCGUGCGCUGGGUGCCUGAUGAGGACUGUGAACAAUGCACUGCAUGUUCUGCUCCUUUCACUGUUGUACGCAGGCGUCAUCAUUGUCGUAAUUGUGGACGAAUCUUCUGUAAUAGAUGCAGCAGGAAUAGCAUUUGCAUUCCAGAGUUAGGAUAUGAUCGCAAGGUUCGUGUGUGCAACUUGUGUUUCCUGCACCGUAUGAACCCUUUCGGUAACUGUGCGCCCGGCACGCAGUCGACGUCUACUGAAGUCCGCACAAACCCUGCUCCUCGAAGCUAG